Messenger RNA from Prorocentrum cordatum, 1043 nucleotides. The record is from the annotation of a GenBank genome assembly. NCBI's taxonomy places the organism in Eukaryota, Dinophyceae, Prorocentrales, Prorocentraceae.
AGGUGCGCUGCUCCCCAGCUUGCCCGUCAGUGUGGCCACCUUCUUCGCCUCAAUGUCGGGGGCCCUCUUCCGCAUCGUCAUCACACCAGUCGACACGUGCAAGACCAUCCUUCAGACUGAUGGCCAGCGAGGGUGGGGCCUGCUGAAGGAGAAGGUCUCCAAGAGCGGCGUCACCGUUCUCUGGGCCGGAUGGGAGGGCAACUACAUUGCGAACGUGGUAGGCAAUUACCCUUGGUUCUUCACCAUGAAUUUCCUCCAGAAGAGUAUCGCGGUGCCGCAGGGUGCAAUCGCGAAGCUCGUGCGGAGCGCCUUCUGCGGGGCAGUUGCUUCCUCCGUGAGCGACGUAGUCUCGAAUGGCAUCCGCGUCGUCAAGACGAAAAAGCAAACAAGCGAAGAUGGUUCAGUUGGAUAUGUGCAGGCAGCAAAGCUGAUUGUCGAGACGGACUCGGCGCGGUUGUGCCUGUCUCGGAGGUUGGCGCGGUCGCGGUCAGAGCUGGGAGGAGGCGGGGACAGUGUUGAGUUCCACCGCUUGACCUGUGGCCCCGAGUAGGACAAGCGCCAGCCAUGUCGUCAUGUUGGCGUCCAGGCUUGUAAUGUGGUCCACCAGAAGCGACGUGGCGUUUGUCUUGGCAAGCGUUGAAGCAUCUGUUGCCGCCGUGCAACAUUGCCUGGCAGCCUUACAUACCACAUGCCCAGUUGUCGUAGUGCAUUCGGGCCGCUUGCACGAAGCCUUUCUGGCAUUCACAGCCCGUUUCUCUUUAGCAGUGCCCCUUCUCACUGGAUCUGGCUUCCCUAGAGGGGGGUCCUACUUGCUUUGUGAUGUGAUGCGCUGUGUGGUCGCAUCCGUGGGGCUGGUUCCUUCGUGCGCGGUCGCCGCUUCUUUUUUUGCGCAAGUUGUGCGACGCGUCAUGCUGCGAUGUGUAACGGUGUCGUGUGACACGAUUUGGUGUGCAGUGAUGCUGCAUGCGAUGGAAUACGCUUAUCUUCACACGCCCAUUGCUGUGCUGCGCUCUGCCGGGAUAGUGUGAACACGAUGCUCGGAU